This is a messenger RNA of Chiloscyllium plagiosum (whitespotted bambooshark), 5756 nucleotides long. NCBI's taxonomy places the organism in Eukaryota, Metazoa, Chordata, Chondrichthyes, Orectolobiformes, Hemiscylliidae. The record is from RefSeq and is a predicted model, not a curated record.
UCCCAUCUUCACAUUGAGGAUACUCUCCAUCGUGUUUGGAAACACAGUCACUGACUGACCAUGAAGUGAUCUAGAAACUGAAAGUGGGCAUCCAUGAAGUGCACAGCACUUAACCACAUUAACCACAAGAAUUGCAUUCAACCACAACCUGUAACCUCAUGGCCCUGCACAUCCCCUCACUCUAUCAUUACCAUCAAACCAGGGAAUUUACUCUGGUUCAAUGAAAACUGCAGGUGGACAUGCAAGAAUUAACCUGGCUAUCAACCCAGUGAGCUACAACACCAGACAACUUGCAUGCCAAACAACAGAAAUUGCAUGUGCUAAACAGAACUAAGCAUCUCAAAACUAACGGAUCAGAUCUAAACUUUUGACUCCUAUUACAUCCAGCUAUAAAUGAUGGUGAGAAAUUAAACUACUAACAAGAGGAUGAGGCUCUACAAAUAAUCCCAUCCUUAAUGAUGGGGGAGCCCAGAACACCAAUGCAAAAGAAAUUUGCCAGCAUCUUCAGUCAUAAGUGCCAAGUGGAUGAUCCAUCUCACCCUCCUCCUGAAGUCUCCAACAUCCCAGAUACCACUUCUCAGCAAACUCAACUCAUUCCAUGUGAAAUGGCUAAAAGUGCUGGAUACUGCAAAGGCCCUGACACCAUUCUAGAGUUGUAUUGAAGUAGUCUGCUCUAAAAUAAACUGGGCCUCAAGCCUCUCUGUUUAGUGCAGCCAUAAUACUGGCAUCCACCCAAUAAUAUGAAAUAUUUUCCAUGAAGAGCAUGCACAAAAAGCAGGACAAACUCAUUCCUGCCCACACUGCCCAAUCAAUCUAGUCUCAAAUCAUCAACGAUGUAAUGGAAGGGAUCAUCAAACGUGCUAUUCCAUGGCACUUAAUCAACAAGAACGUGUGCACUGACAAUCAGUUUGGGGCCCCCUCCCAAGAUCACCAUAGUCUCAUUACCUGCUUGUUUCAAACAUGGACAAAAGAGCUGACUUCCAGAGGGAGUUGAGAGUAAUUGCUUCUUAUGUCAAGGUAACAUUUCACCACCUCCAACAAGCAAGAAUCUUGUCAUUCAGUGGCAUUACUAUUGCUAAAACUCACACUCUCGUCAUCCUGGGGGGUGACAAUUGAUCAGAAAUCAAAUUGGACCAGCCACAUGAAUACUAUGGCUACAUUGACAGAUCUGAAGCUAAGAAUUCUAUGGGACUAGCUCACCUUUUGGUUCCACAAAGUCUGUGGACAGACCACCCUGCAUUAAAGUAUCGUUAUGUACUUGGGGCAAGCCUCCAAAGACAUCAUUAAGUGGCCUCGUCCAUUAUCCCCACCAGUUGUAAAGUUGGAAACAAGAGUUGAUGCAGAGUAUGGUAUGCCCUCAACGCAUGCCAUGGCAGCAACGGCUAUCUCCUUUACAUUCCUAAUCGCUACAAUGUACAGAUACAAGUAUUCAGUUGCAUUAGGACUAAUGGCGUCUACGGUGCUAUCUGCGCUCGUCUCACUCAGCAGGCUCUACACAGGAAUGCACACUGUGCUGGAUGUGAUCUGCGGAAUCCUUGUUACUGCAGUGUUUAUGGUUCUUACAUAUCCUUUCUGGAACACUAUAGACAAUUUCCAGUUAACCAGUCCUUUAACGCCCGUCAUUGCAAUAGUUAUACCCUUUUUCAUGAGUUAUACAUAUCCAGCACUAGAUCAUUACAGCCCAACUAGAGGGGACACCACGAUUAUCCUGGGUGUUGCAUCGGGAUGUACAAUUGGCUUUUGGAUGAACUACCAGUAUGGUCGGACAUAUGAGCCUACAGGAUCUCUCCCAUUUGAACUACCCUCUGUAACACUGGAAAUUGUGUCACUAGCCAUUGCACGCUUUCUUGUCGGAAUUAUUGUUCUUGUUGCUACACGCCAAGUUGUCAAAACACUCACCCUCAAAGCAUUAUAUGCAUGGUUUAAUGUUGGAAAACAUGAUGUGGAAGCGAGGAAAAGACUGGAAAUUGAAGUACCAUAUAAAUUUGUAACGUAUUCAUCCAUUGGCUUCAAUGCAACAGCUGUAGUGCCUUUGCUGCAUCAAUUCCUUGAACUACUCUGAGAACAACUAAUGAAUGGAGUUUUAGUGUAAUUUCUUGUGUAGUUUGAGAUGCAUUUAUGCAUUGAUGAAGACCUACUUGAAAGAAAUUUCUUGAACAGUCAUGACACAAGUUCUCAUUUAAAUAUUUGUGUGUAUGUGAAAUCAUUUCAUAGUUUAGUUGCUUUUCUAGUCUCCUGGUAAUUCCCCCAUUGCUAGCCAAGAGGAUGUGUGGGUGAUCUAUCCUCAAAGCAACAGUGUGAUGAAACAAUUAUUUAAAUGUGCAAAGGAGGCCAGAAAUCAUUGCUCUAGCAUUCCUUUCUCUGGCCUUUUAGUUUCCCAACUGUUGUAUGUUUGAGUUGCAAGACCACAGGAAUGAGCCCACACUCCAUCACUAUUCAGUGCUACAUACUGCUGCUCCAAUGCACUUCAGGACAGUGAGGAAAACCUUAUGACAGAUUUCCUCUUUAAAGAUACUGCAGUCAAGAAUGUUAAUGAAUAUGAGCCAUUUUUGGAGGUCAUUGGGUCAACAAUGUCUUUGCACUAGAAAAAAACACUUUUAAACCAACUUUUAAACUUUUUACUUCAAUUUCAAAUUAAAAGCCAAUGGCAUUUAUUUUUGCUAAGUAAUUAACUUUAUUGAAAAGCAUUUGAUCUUUUUAAAUAGAGCUUUAUUCAGUUGUUGGAUUCAAAUUUGAAUGUUAAUCUUUCCUCUGGAACAUAAAGUUCAAUAUGAUUAACUCAUGCACACAUGAUAUUGUACCAUUGGCACCUUUAUUGCAGUUCUUUAACAUACCAGUAGCUAUAGAUAGAUUAUGGUAAUUGUUCCCAAAUGUGAAAUAUUGAUAAAUUAUCAGUGACAUUAAAUGUUCACAGUAUCCACCAAUGACACAUAGUGGCUGCAGUGGGCACCACCUACAAGAUGCACUGUUGUUACUCACUAUUGUUUCUUUAGCAAGUACCAACCUUCCAAAUCCACAACCUCCAGAACCUAGAAGAAAAAAAAAGGACAUUCCCAUUAAAGUUGUACAUCCUGACUUGGAAACAUACUUUGGUUUCUUCAUUGUUGUGGAUUCCAAUCGAAGAACUCCUUAUUCUGCAGCCCUUUGAGUAAACUUACUCAGAGUCCAGAAAUUCCAGAAAUGGAUUUACCUUCUCAAACACAUUUGGAGUAGACAGUAAAUGUUGGUCAUCCCAGUUAUACCAAUAUUCCAUGGGAAAAAUAAAAGUAAGGUCUUUCCUUACACAAAUAAUUUAUUUUGAGUUUUUAAUAUGUUCUGGAUGUGGAUUGUACUAAUAAUUUAGCUAUAACAGCAAAGUAGCACCUUCAACAUUAAAAACAAUGUCCCAUAGUGUUUUAGUCAUAAGGAAAAAAUGAAUAUUUUUGGUCAGUGAAAUAAUCAUCCCUUUAUGAUCCCUUUAGUCAGUCUUAUCUAAACAAAGGCGAAGCAAUAAUGAAUACAUUUUGGUCUGGAAAAACCUAUUUAAACAAAUCUGUAAAAUUGUUUCCAUGUUUCCUUUCCUCUUUAAAGUGAUGUUACUUCUCAAAUAUUCAUGCCCAUUUUUCCCAGAACUCAUGUUUACUUUGUUGAGUCCGGUCAGGUCAGGUCAGAUCACAAAUUACAUCACACUUAACAGUAACCAAGACUAUUACCACAAAUCAUUUGUAUCAGUCCGUCUUUAACUUUUUAACAUGCUUAACCACAUCAUCCUUUCCAUUUCCAUUCAACUGGGUUGGACUGCAUUCAACUGGCUCUAUUCUUAUCUAUCUGAUCAUAAACCAGAAAAUCACAUGCAAUGACUUCUCUUCUUCAUUCCUCCAUUGACCAAGACACCACAUGUAUCUUUGGUCCCUUCUCUUAUUUAUAUGCUGAUCCUCAGCCACUUUAUCAGAAAACAUGGUACAUUAAUGCCACUCAGUGCUACCUCUCCGUUACCUCUCUAUACCUGCACUGUCUCGAGUACUGGACAAGCAGAGGUUUCCUCCAAUUAAUUAUUGAGAAAUGAGAGGCCAUUAUCUUUGAUUCCUGUCACAAACUUUUCUCCCCUAGCCAAUGAUUCCAUCUCUUUUGUUUGGUUCGACCUGAAGUGAAACCAGACCGCUCAGAACCUCAGCAUCAUAUUUAAUAUCAAGAAGAGCAUUCAACCAAAUAUCUGUACUUUCGCUAAGCUUGCAUAUUUCCACCACUGCAACAGUGCCAGGCCCUGCCCCCUCUUCACCUCUUCUGUUGCAGAUGGCUCCAUGCAUUUGUUACCUCUAAAUUUGACUGUUGAAAUACAUCUUGGCUGAUCUUCCACCUUCUAGAAGCAUGAUUUAAUGCAAAAUUGCUGCCUGUGUGCUAACAAGUAAAAUAAAUCCUGUUCACCCAUUGCCCCAGUGCUCAUUGCCUGCAUUGGUUCCUGGUUAAGCAACGUCGCAAUAUUAAAAUUCUCAUCCUUGGUUUCCAAUCCCUGCUUGACCUGACCCUUCCAGCCUCACAGCUUUUGAGGUCUCUGAACCCCUCUGAUUUUGGCUCUUGAGCAUUCCUAAUUUUAAUAGCUCCACUGUAGGGCCUUAUCUUCAGCCACCUUAGCCCUACGGUCUGGGUUUCCUUGCUUCAUUUCUCUGCCUCUCCACCUCACUUUCCUCUUUUAAGAUAAUCCUUAAAAGCUACCUCUUUCACUAAGCUUUUGAAUAUCUGCUCAAAAAAAAAUGAUGUGACUUAGAGUUGUAUUUUGGUUUAUACUGUCUCUGUGAAGUGUCUAGUCAUUAAAAUUGCUACAUAAUACAUAUAAUUAUUGUUAUUAUUGCAGACCCUAUUUAAAUGGCAAGUAUUGCAGUGUAAAAUUAUCAGCAAAGACUUUUGCUGCACAUGUUGCUGAAAUGCAUGACAUAAAAAUCUUAAAAUGGUAGAUACUGAACAUAUGAAAGAAAUCCACAACAAUUUUAUAGUGAAUGCUUCUCAAUCUAUUUAGAAUUACCUUAUGAAUUCUAUAUUAGAAAACUGCUGACAUGUGUAUCUUUACGCGCAACAGAUCAGUGAAAUGCUUGUGAUUUUCUUAGACAAUUAAUCUGAAUAUACAGGUAAUGUGAAAAUUAAAUGUAUUUAAAUUGAAGUGUAUUUAUAAUGCUAUAUAGCGAAUAUCCAUGUCGACUUCUGCAUGUUAAAACUUGAUCAUAUCUUUUCAUAAAUUAGGUUUGUAUUGUAGAAACCACAUUGAACCAAUUAAACCAUUUUAAUGGUGUUCAUUGAUAUUAAUUUUAACAAUUUGAAGUGGGUCUGCUGGAUAACUUCAACUUCUCAUAACUUGAGACAGACUCAAAAUUGGGGAGAAACUAUAAAGGAGUAAUUUACCAUCAUGCUGCCUGUUUGUCAAUCUAAAAUUUAUCAUUACAUGGGUCAAAUGGCAGUUGUCUAUCCCCAAACACUCUUGGUUAUCAUUCUGAUUAGAAUACCUGUAGUUGUUUACAUAACUGCCUGUAAGUAAUGGGAUCUUUAUUAAAAAUAAGACUACUUUGCUAUUUGAUUAGUUGGAGUGCUGACCUCAUGGGGCUGUAUGUGAUAUUUUAUGGUGGGUUACAGGAGGCCAACCAAGAAGUGAAUAGUCUGUCAUUUCCCCAUCUCCCUAAUCUUUUAUAUGGACAGAAUGAAGAAUUUUGCGGCCAAUUUUUGGUCACCCAGCUGGCAAACGAGGUGAGAGAAUGAUGCCCAUUGGGUCUCUGGGUAGAGAUAUCGAG